GUUAGUUUGAUCUCCACGUACGACCCAACGGUCGUACGACCCUAUCUCGCGCCCUGAUCGGGGGCGCCCAACCACGUCUGGUUGGUGGGCCCCUGUCGCCAGCGCCACAUAUAAAAGAGGUGGGGGCCGGGGCACGGACGCCAAGGUUCGUCCGCUGCCGUCCUCCCCACCGACACACAAACCCUAAGCCACCCGAUCUGGUGAGGCGCUGUAGCGGCGGGAAGCUCCACCGACAUCACCGCCGCCCCUCCGUCGCCGCCAUGGCGAGCUCCUCGUCGACCAAGACCGACGGAAAUCCUAUGAGUUUUAUCUCGGCUAUUGAGCCCCUCAAUGGAGGGAACUAUGGCUCGUGGCGAGAGAAGGUUGAGAUGGGGCUUGCUUUGCUUGACCUCGACUUGGCACUGAUAGAGGCUUGUCCCAUAGAACCUAAGGACCCCGUGAGGGGCGACAAAGAAAGUGAAGAUGACUUCAACAAAAGGGUCCUUGACCAUGGACCAAAAAGAAUGAAGUACGAUCUUGAUCGUGCUAAGUGGGACUCGUCCAACAGAAAGUGCUUGAUGGUGAUCAAGAGCUCCAUUUUGGAGGCUAUAAGGGGAGCAAUCCCACAGUGUGACACCGCUAGUGAGUACCUGAAAAAGGUAGAGAGUCGGUUCAUCGGGUCUUCCAAGGCCUAUGCUAGCACUCUCAUAAGAAAGCUUGUCACUACCAAGUACACUGGUGGUGGAGUAAGGGAUCACAUAUUGAGGAUGAGCCAUAUGUCUUCCAAGCUCAAGUCUAUGGAGAUGGAGCUUCCAGAACAGUUCGUCAUCCAUCUGAUCUUUGCCUCACUCCCAAAAGAAUUUGAGACUUUUGCUGUGAACUACAAUGCACAGCCAGAAAAGUGGGCCAUUGAGAAGAUGAUUGCCAUGUGUGUGCAAGAAGAAGAGAGGAUCAAGGGGCAAUCUGGUGAUUCUGUCAAUUACCUAAGCCCAACCAAGAAGAGGAACUUUCAGAGUUUUCAGAGUUCCAAGCCACAAGGGAAACCUCGGUGGAAUCCUCCUCCGCCUAAGCCGCAUGGCAAGGCUCAAGAUCACCAGCCGCAUGAAGAGGUGGCCAAGGACACUUGCAAGUGGUGCAAGGAAAAGGGCCACUACCAGAAAGACUGUGUGGCAUUCCUGAAACAUCUGUGCAAGAAAGGGAUUCCGUAUGAGACAGACCCUGCAAAGAGGAGAAAGAUGCAUUAAAGUAGCAAACGGCGUCCAAGCUGAAGUCGAAGCCAUUGGAUAUCUCCCAUUAGUAUUAGCUAAUGG
Lolium perenne is the source of this 1289-nucleotide messenger RNA. RefSeq lists its product as uncharacterized. Gene Ontology annotation, molecular function: nucleic acid binding; zinc ion binding. NCBI's taxonomy places the organism in Eukaryota, Viridiplantae, Streptophyta, Magnoliopsida, Poales, Poaceae. The record is from RefSeq and is a predicted model, not a curated record.